Messenger RNA from Colletotrichum siamense, 276 nucleotides. Its product is annotated as DNA repair protein SWI5-like protein. NCBI's taxonomy places the organism in Eukaryota, Fungi, Ascomycota, Sordariomycetes, Glomerellales, Glomerellaceae. Gene Ontology annotation, biological process: meiotic DNA recombinase assembly involved in reciprocal meiotic recombination; meiotic joint molecule formation; double-strand break repair via homologous recombination. The record is from RefSeq and is a predicted model, not a curated record. Gene Ontology annotation, cellular component: Swi5-Sfr1 complex; Swi5-Swi2 complex. The transcript is spliced from 2 exons. The coding region runs from base 1 to 276 and encodes 91 amino acids.
AUGGCCACGGACUCCGGAAGGGGAGAUGAGGGUACGCGUCAAGCUGGCGACGCAGCCCCUUCUCAAGAGCAAGAAGCAGGAGAUGCUGCGGCUAAGAAGGACAAGGAGUUCGAGGAGGCUUCGGCCGUGGUAGCGCGGCACGUCAAGCUGCUGCGGGAGUACAACGAGAUCAAGGACGUAGGACAGCAGUUGAUGGGCCUAGUCGCUGAAAACCGCGGGGCGACUGUGGGGAGCUUGUAUGAGACGGGGGAGUUUGGCGUUGGGCCGAAGGAUUGA